AUGUUGUUGAAGUCAUUGGAACCUUUCUUUGGAAUACCAUCAGCACCAAAUACGAUAAUAUACAACACCUUCUGGCUUGCAGCUUUGACAUUUCUUAAUAUUUUCUACAUAAAUGAACACCAUGUUAAGAUUGCAAGACAUAUCACAAAAAAGAUAAAAAACAUCUUUAUUCAGGCUCUUGCCCUAUGCUUUCUGAACAGCAUUCCAAAGAUAAUUCUGAUGGUUAAUCUAUAUAGAACCUCCUCCAUACAGGUGUUUGCAUCGGCCAUUUCGGGCACCACACAGAUUUCAAUGGCAAUAUCGCUUGCCCUUGUAUUGAUACUUGCCAAGACAAACUGCUUCGUUCAUCACAUAAGCUUCUACAAGGACAUUCUCUUUCUCGAAGCCUCACACCUGUUGUUGUUGAUCAUGUUUACAAAUACAACAGACACUCUGACUGCCCCUCUUAUGGCCCUGGGCGUGUUUUCCACAUUUCUGUUCAACACCUUCUCUCUUCCUCAAUACAUUUCACAAGCGUCAAAUAAUGACGGCCAAGAGAUCAUUUCCUCAGAAACCCAGCCUCCGUCAACAUCUCUUGUACUGUAUCCCCUUAGAUUUGUAUUCAACCUAGUCUUCCUAGAUCCAUCUCAUCUGUUUCCAUCGUCUUCAAAAAAGACACCGUACACCGUAGCGCUUUCUCCGAUAAUCAACUUUCUAAUUGGAGCAUUAUACUUUCGAAUGAGGAUGGGACGUUUUGAGCUUCUUCUUUCCCUUAUGUGUUCUUUUCUUGUGGGUCUACUUCUAUACAUGAUGGUAAGAAAGAGGAUUCUCUCCACAAUCUCAUGUCUGUACAGCCUGGCUGCAUCCAUACUCUUCUUCUCAAUAAUAAUGGAGAGUUUUAUAAACUUGGCGACGCAUGUGAGUAGUGCAACUGGGCUAGGUAUUCAGUUUCUUUCAGGAACAUUUCUGUCAUUGCAGUGUAACCUGAUGGAGAUCGUAACCUGUCUUAAUUAUAAUGGAGGCGAGAUGCUUGUCAUAUCAUCCUGUUCCAUCCUCUACACACAUAUGUACAACAUCCUUCUCUUUUUCCCUGUCACCAAGCUACUUUUAGGGAAAACCGGGGCCUAUGCACAAUCCCAUAAUAUUUCGAAUGCUCCUUUUGUAUACUUCUCGUAUGUAUUCAUACUUGCAGAAAUCAAGGUCAUCUUUGUGAAUUAUCUUCUUAGACAUCACAAGUUGACAAAGGACCUUGGGUAUACGCUCAUAGCAAUAUACGUGUUAUUCAUAACUGGAUUCGCCAUAGAAGGCAAGAGUCAUCUUUGUAAAUAA
Molecule: messenger RNA, 1308 nt
Organism: Encephalitozoon romaleae SJ-2008
Lineage: Eukaryota; Fungi; Microsporidia; Unikaryonidae
Exons: 1
Coding region: 1-1308 (435 amino acids)
Source: RefSeq, a predicted model, not a curated record